Messenger RNA from Xenia sp. Carnegie-2017, 3950 nucleotides. RefSeq names its product ribosome biogenesis protein BMS1 homolog. Gene Ontology annotation, molecular function: U3 snoRNA binding; GTPase activity; GTP binding. Gene Ontology annotation, cellular component: nucleus; 90S preribosome. The transcript is spliced from 25 exons. Bases 8 to 3640 code for a protein of 1210 amino acids. Gene Ontology annotation, biological process: ribosome biogenesis; endonucleolytic cleavage of tricistronic rRNA transcript (SSU-rRNA, 5.8S rRNA, LSU-rRNA); maturation of SSU-rRNA from tricistronic rRNA transcript (SSU-rRNA, 5.8S rRNA, LSU-rRNA). The record is from RefSeq and is a predicted model, not a curated record. NCBI's taxonomy places the organism in Eukaryota, Metazoa, Cnidaria, Anthozoa, Malacalcyonacea, Xeniidae.
AUACAACAUGGAUGCCGAGGAUGUGAAAUCCAAAGCUCACCGAGAACGUAAGUCUGGUCCAAAAGCUGAAAAGAAGAAAAAACGAAACGAAAGUCGAAAUUUAGAUGGAAAGAAUAGGAAUCCAAAGGCGUUCACAUUUCAAUCGAAUGUGCGAGCUGCUCGCCAAGCGAAAAGGAAACUCGAUGUUCAAUCGAAGAAGCACCACGUUCCACUUGUUGAUAGAACUCCUUUGGAACCUCCACCAAUAGUUGUUGCCGUAAUAGGUCCUCCAAAUGUUGGAAAAAGUACUUUGAUAAAGUCUAUUUUGAAGAACUUUACACGGCAGAAUCUCACAACCAUCAAAGGCCCAAUGACCAUUGUCUCAGGAAAGAAAAGACGUCUGACAAUAAUUGAAUGUGGAAAUGACAUGAAUAUGAUGAUUGACAUUGCAAAAGUGGCAGACUUGGCAUUACUUCUUAUUGAUGCAAGUUUUGGUUUUGAGAUGGAAAUUUUCGAAUUCCUCAACAUUUGUCAAGUCCAUGGAUUUCCAAAGAUUAUGGGUGUGCUGACGCAUCUUGACCUUCUCAAAGACAACAAGUCUCUCAAGAAAACGAAGAAAAGGUUGAAGAACAGAUUUUGGACUGAAGUAUACCAGGGCGCAAAGCUGUUUUACAUUUCCGGAAUCUCCCAUGGCUACUAUCCAAAGACCGAAAUCCAUAAUUUGGGAAGAUUUAUAUCGGUUGCGAAAUUUAGACCGCUUUCGUGGCGAGCGUCACAUCCCUAUGUCCUUGUCGACAGAAUUGAGGACCUCACGGAUGCGGAAGAAUUGCGUAAAAACCCGAAAUGCGAUCGUCAUGUUUCCUUUUAUGGUUACGUUCGUGGUUCCAAUAUUAAGUCGCACUGCAAGAUUCAUUUGUUGGGAGUCGGUGAUUUUGCAGUGAAGGACAUCAGUCAACUCCCCGAUCCUUGCCCGUUGCCCGAAAAAGAGAAGAAACGAUCUUUGAAUGAAAAAGAAAAGUUAUUGUACGCCCCAAUGUGUGGAGUCGGUGGAGUGAUGUACGACAAGGAUGCGGUGUACAUUGAUCUCGGUGGAAGUCAUCAUAACAAAAGUCAAGAUGGAUUGCUGGAAGAUAAGAUGGAGCUGGGACCUGGUAACGACAUAAUUUCGUCACUUUCUGAUAUGCAACAAACCGUUGAUGCAAAAAUGGCCUCCAGUCAGAUGUCUCUUUUUAAGGAUUCGGUAUUGCUAGGACAUGGUGAAUUGGACAGUUUUGACAAGGAUGAAAAUGGUCAUGGUCGGCGACGUGCACCAAUAGAAUACGAGGAGAGGUCAUGUGAUGGGAAGGAGCCAGAUGUAGAUAUGUUAAAAAGAGUGAAUGGUGUUUUAUCGAACGUCGAAGAUGGUGAUUUAUCAAGCGUUGAUGAUGGGAAUUUAUCAGACGUCGAAGAUGGCGAUUUAAUAAAAACUGGAAAUGGUGCGGACAUUCAGGAUGGUGAUGUUUCAGAAGAUGAAGGUGGCGAUUUGAAAGAAGGCGAGAUGCUGGCGUACGAAGAGAGCGAAAGUUCUUCAGGCGAAGAAAGCGAGGGCAGUGCGCAAAAAGAUAACAAUGUCGACCUGAGCGACGUCUCUGAUGGCGUUGCAGAUUGCAAAUCGGUUGGUGUUUUAGCCAAAAGCGCUAAACCGAACAAAAAAAGAAAAAAUUCGAACUCAUUCAAUCAAUUGAGUGAUUAUUCUCGUACCACCAAACGAAAGCGACUCAUGAAGUUAAGCGAUGUUGACAUGAUCAAUAAAAGUGCUGUUGUUGAUUCCAAUCACGAUACGAUAUCACAGCAAGGGUACAAACUGAGGACAACUAACUCUAUGCAAAAAGCCCGAGAUGCUUUCGUAGGCCACCAGAACAAUACGCGCACUCUAAAAAAGCUCAUAUACAAUCCAGAUUCCAUGAACGUUCUUGUCGAAGAUGAUGGUGAUGAUUCCUCGCAUGAUGAUGUCGGCGGCAUUUUUAAACUAAAAACGAACAUCAAACGUGCGAACAAAAGAGUCUUCCACGAGUGCGAUUCCUCCAAGGCUUCUACGGAGCUUGGGAUGGAUGCAGUUGAUUUGAUUGCAGAGGUUAAGGAUUGCUUCGUCACCGGAAAGUGGAAUGAGUCAGAAGAUGCGGAGGCGUUGUUACGAAACGAGGAAGAUGACGAUGAAAUAUUUGGAGAUUUCGAAGAUCUUGAAGCGGGAGAAGUACAUCACGGCGCGGAGAACGAAAAAGCUCGGAAUGAUACACCUGAGUUCGUUGAGGAAAACGUACAACUUGAAACGGAAGAAAGAAUGGAGAAAAAGAAAAAAUUAAAGGCGGCUUUUGAUUCUGAAUAUGACGAUAAAGAAGAGAGCAGUUAUUUUGACGACCUAAAGGCGCAAAUGACGGAACAAACUAGGUUAAACCUAGAAGAGUUUGAAGGUAUGGACGACGAGACAAGAAUACAAUACGAGGGGUAUCGAGCCGGAAUGUACACGCGUAUUGAGAUCAAGAAUAUUCCAUGCGAAUUCAUCAAUAAUUUCGAUCCUGCUUAUCCUGUUGUUAUUGGUGGACUUCUUGCCAACGAAGAUAACAUCGGCUUCAUCAGAGUUCGACUCAAGAAACAUCGUUGGUAUCAGCGUAUCUUGAAAACUCGGGAUCCUCUUAUAAUGUCGAUUGGAUGGCGCAGAUUUCAAACAAUCUCGAUGUACUCUACACAAGAUCACAAUGGACGCUAUAGAUUGCUAAAAUACACACCGGAACACUUGCAUUGCAUUGCUUGCGCUUACGGACCGGUCGUCCCGCCAGCCACUGGAGUCUUGGCUGUACAGUCCGUUUCAGAUGUUUCGACACAUUUUCGAAUCGCUGCAACUGGAGUGAUCUUAGAUCUGGAUAAAUCGGUUGACAUCGUGAAGAAGUUAAAACUAACUGGUGUUCCACUUAAAGUUCACAGGAAUACUGCGUUUAUAAAGGGUAUGUUCAACUCUUCGUUAGAAGUCGCGAAAUUCGAAGGUGCCAACGUGCGUACGGUCAGCGGUAUUAGAGGCCAAGUAAAGAAAGCGAUAAAGGCGCCCGAAGGAGCAUUUCGAGCGACGUUUGAAGAUAAAAUUUUGAUGAGUGAUAUCGUCUUCAUUCGCUGUUGGUACCCAGUUUUUGUGCCCAAAUACUACAAUCCAGUGACAUCAUUACUUAUGUCCGACAUGAGCUGGAAAGGAAUGCGUACAGUCUCGGAAAUACGCCGGGAUAGCGGUCUGGAAAUUCCUGUCAAUAAGGAUUCCUUGUAUAAGCCGAUCGAGAGAAUGCAGAAACGGUUCGCACCAUUGGUGAUACCAAAGACUCUCCAAAAAGAAUUGCCUUUCAAGUCGAAGCCAAAAUUACAAACGAAGCGGAGUAAACAAACUCUGGAAAGCAGAAGAGCCGUUGUUUUGGAACCAGACGAGAAACGAGCGUACACUUUGAUGCAGCAACUGUACACAGCCAACAAGGAAAAACUUCGCAAGCGUAAAGAGAAAAUGACGAAAAAGAAAGCAGUUUACACGAAGAAGAAAAUGAACGAGGAAAACAAGAGAAGUGCACGACUCAAAGAGAACAGAAAAAAAGUCUUCCGUAUGCUCGGUCGAGCCGAGAAAAGAAAGCAAAGGGCCAAAACGUAAAUACCCGUCCAGCAAGCUGUGAAAGGAGAGGCAGAAAUCUUGUUCAAGCAAGCAUAGAAAGCGUAAGAAAGAGGAUUUGCUUACGCCAGAACUCCUUGUGUCCCUCUUUUCCGAUCCAUUAUUGAUCGCUCAACAAGCAAUCUAUUUUGCAAACAUUUGUUUAGUUCAUUUCGACACGAUUAUUUGAGAGCGCGCAAAGUGCGGAGUGCGUCAACCUUUCAAAAAUUUAAAAAUUUUGGUUUUGGAACUUCAUCAUACAGAUUAUACAAUGUGAAUAAUAUGUUUGGAAGAGUAUGAAGCCCUAACAACA